Molecule: messenger RNA, 3765 nt
Organism: Acanthosepion pharaonis
Lineage: Eukaryota; Metazoa; Mollusca; Cephalopoda; Sepiida; Sepiidae
Source: the annotation of a GenBank genome assembly
AUGAAGAAAACCUCUGUAGCAAUCCAAUGCCUGAUGCAGUUUUUUUAUGGUUUGCAAGAAUCAUCUUAUAAUAAUAAUCCUUCAGAAAAGAAGCCAGAUAUUGAAGAACUGUAUACAGCUGUCCAGGAAAUUCAUGCAGAAAAGCCUUUACCUGUCACUGAUGAAUUACAACAUGAAUCUCUUUUGCCACAGUUGAGAGAGUAUCAAAAAAAAGCUGUAGCCUGGAUGUUGAACCAAGAAAAAAGAGAAGACAACAGAGAGGGACAGUUGCAUCCUCUGUUUGUGGAAUUUAAAACACUUGAUGGAAAAGUGUUAUACUAUAAUAAGUAUGGAGGAAUUAUAGUAGAUAAAAAACCAACAGUUGUUACAAUGACACCUGGUGGGAUUCUUGCUGAUGAAAUGGGCCUGGGCAAAACAGUUGAGGUUUUAUCUUGUCUUUUGCUCAAUCCGCGACAAAAUUUGCCCCAGUGGACUCUAAACUUCCAUGCCUUGACUUCAGCAAAUAUUAAGCGGAACCAAAAUAUAGAAGAGAUAGAAUUCCAGUGUAUCUGUGGUACUACAGAGUUUAUUGGAAAUGAAAUCCAAUGUGAGUUUUGUGGUAUCUGGCUUCAUUAUGACUGCAUUGAUUGUGAUGAAGAUCUCAACAUCUGUUCAUUCUUAUGUCCACACUGUCAAGUGGGAUCUGACCCCAUUCCAUCUGGUGCCACGCUAAUUGUUACUCCAAUGUCAAUCCAUCAUCAAUGGCUAGAAGAAAUUAAAAAACACUUACAGAAAGGAUCUGUCAAGGUUUUUGUUUAUGAAGGUGUAAAUAAACAAAGUUAUGUGCACCCUUGCAAAUUGGCAUCUUUUGAUAUUGUUGUGACUACAUACCAAACGCUGUGUAAAGAACUCAAUUAUGUUGAUUUGCCACAUAGUAUUGGGAAAAAGUUCCGCCAGCCAAAAAGAUUUAUGACUGUUCCAAGUCCACUGGUUGCUGUUCAGUGGUGGAGGAUUUGUUUAGAUGAAGCCCAGAUGGUUGAGUGUACUUCAACAAAAACAGCAGAAAUGGCCUCUCGAUUGACUGCUCUUAAUAGAUGGUGUGUCACUGGCACUCCAAUACAGAAGAAUAUUGAUGAUUUGUAUGGUCUAUUCCUAUUCCUUGAGGUUGACCCUUAUUGGGUGCAAGAAUGGUGGAAUAAGUUGCUCUACAAACCUUAUCUACAUGGAAUUAAAGAACCUUUAUUUAAGGCCAUUGCCAGUGUACUCUGGCGGACUGCUAAGAAAGAUGUCCUUAACCAGAUUAACAUACCAUGCCAGACAGAACGCAUUGACUUAUUGUCAUUCAUUCCAGUUGAAGAACAUUUCUAUAGGCGACAGUAUGGAGAAUGUUCAAAAGAUGCUAUGAAACAAUUAUCAAAAUAUAGAGGCAAUACUACAAAACUCAGUGACAUUGAUCGAAAAAUCUUAAGUCGUAUACUCCAACCUUUGGUAAAGCUUCGGCAAGCUUGCUGUCAUCCUCAAGCUGUAAGAGGAGAGUUUCAGUAUAUGAACAAGGAAACAAUGAGUAUGGAAGAACUUUUGGAGUCUUUGAUCAAAAAAGGAACCAUAGAAUGUGAAGAAACUCAUCGUCAAGCUAUUUCCACGCGUCAUGGACUUGCUGGAAUUUCCAUAAUUAACGAUCAGCUGGCAGAUGCUGUAAAUUAUUACCGAGAUGUGUUGUCAGUUAUUUCCGAACAUGAGAAGUAUCUGAGAGUUGAUAAUCUUCAGCUACUGCAUUGUUACCACAACCUUCAUGAAAUUUUACAGUUAAAAUCAGAUGGGAUCAGUCACUCUUUGGAAGAUGAUAAACUACCAAAAAAGGCUGAUGAUAUCCGUAAUAAAUUGACCAGCAAACAGAUGUGUAUAGUUAAAGAAGAGAGUGAUAACUGGAUGAAAAUCAAGAACAAAAUUGAAGAUCUUGAAAAACAAUUUGAAGAUCCUGAGUGGUGGUCAAAAACAAUAGAUCUUAUAGAAGAUCAAAACAAAAGUGAAGCCCUCUUGGGUAAAAUUCAUGAUGAACUGGAGUCUGUUGACAAAGAUAAAGCUUCUUUUAUUGACCACAUUUCCACACUUACUGGUCUGAAGUACAUUGUACACAAUAAAUUAAUGGCUUUUACUUCUGCAAGAACUAAAUUUUUAAACUGCUUAAAGAAACAUAAUGGCAGAUUACCUACUUCCAGUGAAAUCAAUGAGGCUGUAAGUUGUUGUAUCCGCCCAAAAAGUUUUCAGUUGCUCACGUGUUCAAUGUGCAUUUUGCGGAAAGAGAUUGAAGAAUACGAAACCUGUGUUUACAGUGUUAAUAAAAUUGGUAUUCUCUUUUUUGAUUAUGCAAAAACUGACCAUGAUCAAGUUUUAAUGCGACGCUAUGGCAAUUGGGGAAGUGGGAAGUUGGAAACAUUAUUGAAAUGUAUUGCCAACUUCAUUCCAUUCCUUUAUCGUGAAAACAAAGAUUUGGAUGAGCAGUCUGCUAUUAAUUUGAAACUAUUUGAACUUUAUCGUAAAGAAUAUCCUCUGAUGAACAAAUUAGUUUUAAGUUUGCGGGAACAAGUAAGAGUUUAUGAUGAAAUCUCUAUGUGUAUGACUCGACUUCGAUUGCCAUAUCCUGGUGAAAAGCGAGAUAAAGAUUCAAUUAAUGUUAUACUUCCACAUGAAUGUUCAAGUAUUGAAACUCAACUAAAAUUUGAUAAAAAACAAGCUGAUAACAACUUGAAAUACAAACUUGGACAGCUGUUUUACCUCCAGAAUUUAGCAAAGAAAACUGACACAGAUAACUCAAGCCCAACUCAGUGCAUCAUAUGCUUUGAGGCCUUAAAAACAGAGUGGGCUGUAUUGAUGUGUGGUCACUUCUACUGUCUGUCUUGUAUGGAUCUGUUAGUGAAGCGCAGUGUUAAUUAUGUCAAAUGUGCCACCUGUAGGCAUACUACACAUCAUAAUGAUAUUAACCAUGUUUCAACAGUCUCCAAAAAUGAAAUUAGUGGCUUAAGGAUAAAGGGCAGUCAUUCCACUAAAGUUUCUACAAUUGUCCGGUGCUUGAUGAAGAUGCGCCUUGAAGAUCCAACUGCAAAAGCUUUAGUUUUUUCUACUUGGCAAAGUGUACUUGAUAUUAUAGGCAAAGCCCUAGCAUGUAAUGACAUAAAAUAUUGUUUAUUAACAUCUGCUAAAAAAGAAGCCCAGAAAAAUCUAUACCAGUUCAAAAAUGAUAGUGAUGUAGUGGCACUACUGCUACCAGUUCAUUCUGGUUGCAAUGGCCUUAACCUUAUUGAAGCAACACACGUCAUCCUAACUGAACCAAUUUUGAAUCCUGCUCAAGAAUUACAAGCCAUUGGCAGAGUUCAUCGCAUUGGACAGAAAAAACCAACUGUGAUUCAUCGAUUCUUCAUCAAAAGUACAAUUGAGGAGCGAAUGCAUGCCAUGCUGUCUAAUGUAAAAAAAAACACGCCAGUUACAGACAGACAUGAUACAACAUUAACUACUGCUGAUCUUUUUACUUUGUUUGGAGAAACACCAUGUCGAGAGGUCAUCCCAGAAGACGAUGUUCUUGCAGAGAACUCUACUUCCAUACCAACCACACCCUCAGUCAGGUCUGAAAUACAGCAGAGAUGUGCAAUGGCUGCUUUGAGUCGUCUUUCUGAAUCGGUGAUCAUCCAUCCAGAUCUUUCAUUGAAUAACUCAGCUACCAACUCUGAAACUACCUCAGAAUCAAACCAGCCAGAUUAUUCUCUGCCAGGUUCCACAACCUUGAAUUGA